Aspergillus novofumigatus IBT 16806 is the source of this 1281-nucleotide messenger RNA. It is a transcript of the gene clrD, whose product is annotated as histone-lysine N-methyltransferase Clr4. The transcript is spliced from 5 exons. Bases 1 to 1281 code for a protein of 426 amino acids. The record is from RefSeq and is a predicted model, not a curated record. Gene Ontology annotation, molecular function: zinc ion binding; protein binding; histone methyltransferase activity. Lineage: Eukaryota; Fungi; Ascomycota; Eurotiomycetes; Eurotiales; Aspergillaceae. Gene Ontology annotation, cellular component: nucleus.
AUGACGGUCAUCGACUUGACCCUGGACUCUGAUUCGGAGGAUCGGAGGAGACUCGCUGUAAGUGUCAUGUCAACCUCCGCAAAUCCGCGAUCCGCUCUGGGUCUUGGCAACCACAGCAACCCUAUCACCCCUACCAGCAAUACUACCAACAACGCCAUCACUAAUGCUAAUGCCCCCAACUCUAAUCAUGUAUUCAUCCCAAAGAUUCAGAAUCCAUCUACCCCAAGCCCAAGCCCGAGUUCUCAGCAGGAGGCAAUCGGUGUCGUUAUUCCUUCUCCCUCGAGGCAGCUGAGAAGGGAAAUUGAGAAAGCAGAUUGGGCUGCACUAUCGACCGAGUAUUAUCCGAUUGAUGCUCAUGAAAAGCGUGCUCUCAAAGGCGCCUACCCUAGCGCACGAAAGGUCAAGCGUUCUGAGAUUCCCUUUAGCAUUGGAACGCCGGGCCCCAUCCUAGCAGAUAGAAUUCCUGAGGGCCUGCUGGCGGACUUUGCUUCAAAUUUCGAGUUCGUCAAUUCCUAUAUCCUCCGCAAAGGUGUCUCACAUAUCCCGGCGGACUUCAUCGCAGGCUGUGAUUGCAAGAAGAUCUGUGAUCCUGCGCGGUGCGGCUGCCUCGAGCAGGAUGAAGAGUCGAAAGAGAUCAUCGUGCCGUAUCAGCGCGCGCAAGACAACGCACGGCUCCUAGUCCUGACCCCGGAGUUUCUCAAACGCACAGAUAUCAUCAUUGAAUGCAGCUCCAAGUGUACCUGCGACGAGCAGAAAUGCUGGAACCGAGUCGUGCAGCAUGGUCGUACGAUCCGUCUGGAGAUUUUUCACACCGGCAAUCGCGGUUUUGGUCUCCGUUCUCCAGACUGGAUUCGCGCGGGCCAAUUCAUCGACUGCUAUCUCGGCGAAGUGAUUACCAAACAAGAAGCCGACGUGCGCGAGGAGGUGGCCACCUCGCAGCACGGCCACUCCUAUCUCUUCGAGCUAGACUUCUUCCACAGCGACGACCAGAUCUACGUCGUGGACGGACAGAAGUUCGGCUCUCCCACGCGUUUCAUGAACCAUUCGUGCAACCCUAACUGUAAGAUGUUCCCUGUCUCUCGGACCUACGGCGACGACCGGCUGUACGACCUGGCCUUCUUCUCUCUGCGCAAUAUCCCACCCAACACCGAGCUGACAUUCGACUACAACCCCAACUGGGAGGAGGGCAAAAAGGUGGACCCCAACGCGGUGCGCUGUCUCUGUGGGGAGAAGAACUGCCGCGGACAGCUCUGGCCGAACCAGCGGAAGGGCACCAAAUGA